UGACAAGGCCGCGCACUCGCACCCAUUGUGUCCCGAGGGGCUGUUUGUGCACGAUAUCGAAGCCGACGCCGUCAAUUUUAUUCAAACUCAAACCGAUAUCCUCCCCUUUUUUUCCGAACGUAACAAUCAGUCACAAUGGGUAUCGACCGUGGUGGCAGAGGUGGCGGCCGAGGCGGUGGCUUCCGCGGUGGUGGUGAUCGCGGCGGACGCGGCGGAGCGAGGGGCGGCGGCCGUGGCGGUCGUGGCGGCCCUGCUCGCGGCGGCCCCGCUCGCGGCGGACGUGGUGGCCGUGGCGGCCGGGGAGGCGCGCGCGGAGGUGCCCGUGCGAAGGGAGCAAAGGGCGGCAAGAAGGUCAUUGUCGAGCCCCAUCGCCACAAGGGCGUGUUCGUUGCUCGCGGUGGGAAGGAGGAUCUGCUUGCUACGGCCAACCUGGUCCCUGGCGAGUCCGUGUACGGCGAGAAGAGAAUCUCCGUCGAGAGCGCUGGCAAGGGAGAUGACGCUGUUGCGACCAAGACCGAGUACCGCAUCUGGAAUCCUUUCCGGAGUAAGCUUGCCGCCGGUAUUCUCGGCGGUCUAGAGACGAUCUACAUGAAGCCCGGCUCUAAGGUUCUCUACCUCGGUGCCGCCUCGGGUACCUCAGUGUCCCACGUUGCCGAUAUCGUCGGACCAACUGGCGCCGUCUAUGCCGUCGAGUUCUCGCACCGCUCUGGCAGAGAUCUCAUCAACAUGGCGACACGCCGUACCAACGUUAUCCCGAUCGUUGAGGAUGCUCGCAAGCCGAUGGCUUACCGGAUGCUCCUGCCGAUGGUUGAUGUCAUCUUUGCCGAUGUUGCCCAGCCCGAUCAGGCCAGAAUUGUCGGUAUCAACGCCAGACUGUUCCUGAAGCAGGGUGGCGGUCUCCUCAUCUCCAUCAAGGCUAGCUGCAUUGACAGCACUGCCCCCCCUGAGCAGGUGUUCGCGAGCGAAGUGCAAAAGCUCCGCGAAGACAAGUUCUUCCCCAAGGAGCAGCUUACUCUUGAACCGUACGAGCGUGACCACGCCAUGGUGUCCUGCGUCUACCUGCAGAAGGAGUUUGAGGCCAACUGAGAGCGAUCUCGAUGUGCUUCUUGACUCUUUUCCAGGGCGUUCUCACAUGGGCUGGUGUUCAACAGGACGGUUGGCUUGUUUGAGUCUGGGCGGCGAAUGGCGUUUGGGGCUUGAUCUUCAGCAUGUGUGUGACUAGAGUAAGUAACAGGAUGUAAAUUGACAUCUUUGGCGGAACCGGUCACUUCCCCCGCGUGGUUUCUGCCGUGCCAUGCGGCAGUCAAACGUCCUUUUCUUCUUUGCAACCGGGCAGAGAAAGGGGCUAGCCGUUAUGUACACCGGUCACGUCUGUCAGGAGCGGGAGGUAGGCGCCGCAGGGAUACCGUACUCCCUUAGGGGUAAGAUUGGAAAUGCGGAUGUUGGGGCACCGGCGAGCUAGGCAGCUCAAGCAAUGUGAUGGGCGCGCCUGAUUCCUGGAUGGGACACUUGAUGUCCGAUACUUCUUCGCAUGCCUAGUGCCGUGGCACGUCCCUGGCAGUCGUUGAAAACUGAACAUGCGCCCUCCUGAAUCAAGCCUCAUAAGGUUCCCUUAGCGUCAAGUCAGCUGAAAUCCCAAACACACACACGCUCGCAUCAUGGUCGGGACCCCUGGCAGUCUUAGUCCUUCGCGCGCAUGCGCGUGGGACGGCUGAUGAGCAGCCGCCUGGGAGAAAGGCUGGAGCUUGGUUGUCACCCGUGCUCCUC
This is a messenger RNA of Thermothelomyces thermophilus ATCC 42464, 1767 nucleotides long. RefSeq lists its product as uncharacterized. Gene Ontology annotation, cellular component: nucleolus; box C/D methylation guide snoRNP complex; small-subunit processome. Gene Ontology annotation, molecular function: RNA binding; histone H2AQ104 methyltransferase activity; rRNA methyltransferase activity. Bases 136 to 1086 code for a protein of 316 amino acids. The record is from RefSeq and is a predicted model, not a curated record. The transcript has 10 exons. Lineage: Eukaryota; Fungi; Ascomycota; Sordariomycetes; Sordariales; Chaetomiaceae. Gene Ontology annotation, biological process: box C/D sno(s)RNA 3'-end processing; rRNA methylation.